Molecule: messenger RNA, 1359 nt
Organism: Sitodiplosis mosellana (orange wheat blossom midge)
Lineage: Eukaryota; Metazoa; Arthropoda; Insecta; Diptera; Cecidomyiidae
Gene: RagA-B
Product: ras-related GTP-binding protein A
Exons: 6
Coding region: 237-1169 (310 amino acids)
Biological process (GO): cellular response to amino acid stimulus; positive regulation of TOR signaling; regulation of autophagy
Cellular component (GO): Gtr1-Gtr2 GTPase complex; lysosome; nucleus
Molecular function (GO): GTPase activity; GTP binding
Source: RefSeq, a predicted model, not a curated record
AUAGCUAAAUCAUCUGUCAAACAUCUGAGUGUUUUUACAUUACACUGGGAAAAAAGAAUCACUUUUUUCGAAUAUUUACGACGCGAUAAGGCAUUUACGUGUAUUAUGACGAAUUUUGUGGCAAACCAUUAGAACGGGAGCCCAAUAGCUGCAUAAAUCAGAGCAUAAAUCAAGUGAAAUAAUACACAGUGAAUAAGUUGUGUUUUUUUCUAUAAAUCAGUGGGCUUCAACAAGUUAUGAACAUGAAGAAAAAGGUGUUACUUAUGGGUAAAAGCGGUUCUGGCAAAACCUCGAUGCGUUCCAUCAUCUUUGCCAACUACAUUGCACGAGACACUCGACGACUGGGAGCGACAAUCGACGUCGAACAUUCACAUGUGAGAUUCUUGGGCAAUUUAGUGCUGAAUCUAUGGGACUGUGGUGGUCAAGAGAGUUUUAUGGAACAAUAUUUUGCGUCACAAAAGGACAAUAUAUUUCGUAACGUUGAGGUGUUAAUCUAUGUGUUCGAUGUGGAGAGCCGAGAACUGGACAAUGACAUGCAUUACUAUCAAUCGUGCCUCGAGGCCAUCUAUAAGAAUUCUCCGGAUGCGAAAAUUUUCUGCUUGGUUCACAAGAUGGACUUGGUGGCCGAAGAACAACGAGAUAUCAUUUUUAAGGAACGUGAAGAAGAUUUGAAGCGCUUAUCAUUGCCUUUGAACUGUACCGCCUUCAAAACAAGCAUCUGGGAUGAGACAUUGUACAAAGCAUGGAGUCAAAUUGUUUACAUGUUGAUUCCAAAUGUGGAGGCAUUGGAGCAUUCACUGGCCUAUUUUGCCAACAUAAUCGACGCUGAUGAAGUGUUGCUCUUCGAACGUGCCACAUUUUUGGUCAUAUCACAUUCGCAGCGAAAACAGCACCGUGAUUUGCAUCGCUUUGAAAAGGUUUCCAACAUAAUCAAGCAAUUUAAAUUGUCGUGCUCGAAACUGGGUGCAAAAUUCCAAUCGAUGGAGGUGCGAAACAGUCAAUUUGCUGCAUUCAUCAAUACAUUCACAAGCAACACAUAUAUCAUGGUCAUAAUGUCAGAUCCAGCGAUGCCAUCGGAAGCCGCCCUGAUCAACAUUCGCAAUGCGCGCAAAUAUUUCGAAGAAUUGGAAAAUCCAAACAGCACCUCUUCGUCGCAACUGAUACACUGAAAACAGAAACAAAACCAUGCACGCUUGUGAAUUGCCCCCACUUUAUCUUACCAAUAUCAGUUGGAUCGAACCAAAUAAUUUUGAUAACAACCGAUUGAAUUAUUUUGUUAUUAUUUUUCAUAGAUUUAUACAAAUAAAAAAACCAAUUGACACGAAUCGAAUAAAGUAAAAAGCGAAACGAAGCGUAAAA